UUUAUAUUAUUAUUCUUAAAUUCAUUGAAAAGUAAAAUUGCUAGCAGUACAACAAAAACAAACUAAAAACAAUGACGGCGUGGAGCGAUUGCAAUACCAAACAAGUCUUUGGAAUUGCCAAAUGCAAUUUCGAUCAGGAUAUUAAACCACAUCGAUUGAGUUUAGAUGUUGGGGACUCUGUGGUAAUACUUAAAGAGACAACACAUUGGUAUUACGGCUACAAACAAAGAUAUAAAGACCAACGCGGCAUAUUUCCCAAAUCCUACAUACAUUUGUGCGAUUACACAAUAGUGAAUGGCGAAUAUUGUAUGCAGCGUACGGAUAUUGUAGAGGAAAUUACCAAAGUACUCUUGGAAUGGGGCAGCAUAUUGAAGCAAUAUUUUUUGGUCAAUCAUCCCGACUUUCAUACCAUACGUUCCAAAAUGAAUGAUUUGAAUAAUAAUCGUGCUUUGCUUAUAUCGGGCAAUUUGCCCGUCGACGAAAUGCGAAAAGUGAAACUAUUGGCAACGUCACAGAUUGACACAGGAAAUAGCCUCUUGGGUUUGGAUAUGGUUGUGCGCGAUGAAAGUGGUGAUAUAUUGGACACAACGAAGACAUGCACAACGGAAUUAUAUGAGCAUCACUUGAAUGCGGUUAAUCGCAUUAUUAAAGCAAAUCGCCCUCAAUCAAAUCAACGCACUUCACGUCCCUUAAAUAAAUACUCCCAUAAUAUAUUACUCCAUGUAAAUGCAUUUGUAUGCAAAUUUCAAGAAGAUUCUGAUCUACUUUUUACGCUUUUUGACGGCGAAUCACACAAACCGAUAAGUGAAAAUUAUGUGGUCAAAUGGUCACGUACCGGUAUUGCGCGUGAUAUCGAUCAAUUUGAUAACAAUCGUGUACUCUUCACCGAUCUAAGCAAAAAUGACUUAAGUAUAUCGAAGAUUUAUCUUGUUUGUUAUGCGAUACGCGUCGGUGGAAUGGAAAUGAAAGAGAAUGACUCCAAGCGUGUAAGCAUAACGAAUACGAUGCUAACGGCGGCAAGUAAAAAGAAUUCACAACUUUCGAUCAGCUCCAAUGGUUCUUUUAAUAACACAGAGUACAUAAUGCGACGUCCGUUCGGAGUCGCGUGUAAAGAAAUCACACCCAUAAUUAACAAACCAGAAGAUUCAAAGGGUAAUUUGGACUUACCUUUUAUAAUGUGUGAAAAAGAUAAUCUGGAUGCUACAUUACGCAAGUUAAUUGCUAAUAAAGAUAUAGGUAAAAUUGAUUCUAAAAUGGCUGUUACUGUUGAAGUGCUACAAGGCGAUAUAAAACAGAUUAAAGAAGAUUUCCCACGUUUAGUGCAUACAAAUGUACCUUUAGCGCGUAAAAUGGGCUUUCCAGAAGUUAUACUGCCGGGAGAUGUUCGCAAUGAUUUAUAUUUGACAUUAUGUUCGGGAGAAUUUGCGCGUAUUGCUAAAACAUCUGAAAAAAAUGUUGAGGUUACAGUAUGUGUUUGUAAUGAACUGGGACAACUUGUGCCGGGCGUAAUGAGUAUAGGUGCUGGACAUCCACCCAUUGAUGAAUAUAAAUCUGUCGUUUAUUAUCAUGAUGAUAAACCAAAGUGGCAAGAAACAUUUAAAAUACAUGUGCCUAUAGAUGAAUUCAAACAGUGUCAUUUAAAAUUUACUUUUAAGCAUAGGAGCUCCAAUGAACAAAAAGAUAAGUCUGAGAAACCUUUCGGCUUAUCAUAUGUAAAAUUAAUGCAAGAUAAUGGAACUACCAUAACUCAAGGACUACAUAAUUUGGCUGUAUAUAAAAUCGAUCAUAAAAAAUUCGACAAAACGAAUGCGAACUCUUAUAUGGAACUGCCAGCUACUAUCAUUGAAUUACAGGGCACAAAACCUUCCAUAACUGGUUUAAAUUUAUUGCCAAAGGAUCAGUGUACGAUUUGUGUAAAUCUUUGCAGCACAAAAUUAACACAAAGUGUGAGCUUAUUGGGCUUAUUGAACUGGUCAGCACAUAAGGAUACUUUGGAAGAAUCCUUAAAUGCUUUAUCAAAUGUACCUGGGGAAGAGGUUGUGAAAUUUUUACAAGAUAUUCUAGAUGCUUUAUUUAAUAUAUUGGUUGAUAAUGACAAUCCUCAGAAAUAUGAUCAGUUAGUUUUUAUGAGUAUUAUACAUCUCAUUGAAACUGUUUCAGAUCUGAAGUAUCAACAUUUUUUGACUGUAUUAGAUGUAUAUAUAAAUCAGAGCUUUUCAGCAACUUUAGCAUAUGGAAAAUUAAUUGAUGUACUUCAAAAGAAUAUUAAGGAAGCAAUAGAACCAAAGGAAAAAUCAGUUGAUGGUGUUGAGAUCGAUGAACGUAUUGAAGUGAAGCGUUUAUAUAAAACCACAAGAUAUUUACAUUAUGUUAUGAAAUUUGUUAUACGUUCAAGAAUUUUAUUUGCUGCUAUCAAUGGCAAUUCAGAUUGUGAUGAUUUUGCGAAUAAACUUCAUGAAUUACUAGAAAUGUUCAUAAAAAUGAUCGCUUGUCCGACAGAUCUAUUAAAAUCAGAAGGAGCUUUGCUUAAAAAUUUACAUAUAAUUGCUACAGACUUAAUGCAAGUUUUUGAUUCUGUACGUUUAAGCAUUGUUAUUGUUAAUAUAUUAAAACAAUUCCCACCUCGUCGUCUAACACAGUCAAAAAUGGGUUGCAUUAAAGAUUUUGUUGAUUCAAAACUAUUUCAUUUACCAGAAUGUCGAGCUAUUUUAUUGCCGGUAUUUUGCAAUCACAUUAAAGAUAGACUAGAGAGCAAAGAAGAGGGCGAUACUAAGUCCGAUAUCUGGCAACAAGAAAAAAAUCUCUCAAAAGCAGCCAAAGUGCUUGGACAGUUAAAAUCACAACUUCAUACACGUGAAACAACGGCUAAGCAAAAGGUAAUAGAAUGUAUCAACAUUAUGAACAAUAUAUUGAAAUUGUUAUAUCGCACGGACAUCGGUUACACACACAAUGACGUGCGUGAUAUGAUGUUAAUUCUUCUACGUACAGUCAUUAAAACCUCUCACGCUCUGGAUCGUGAAAAUCAACUAGUCGGAAACUUGGUGGCUAUAAUGCUGGGCAUAUUACAACGCAUGGAUGCUGCACAUUAUGAAAUCUUUGUGAAGCAUUUAAAUAAUCGCUUUGAAUUACAAGAUUUCAUUAUUGAAAUACUAUUAGUAUUUGAAGAAUUAGUCUCUCCACAUCAGAAACCAGUCUUCCCACGUGAUUGGAUGGAUAUGAUAAUGCAUCAAAACACUGUAAUACUAGGAUCAUUGCAGCACUUAACAAUCGUUAUAAUCGAUCAUUUCUUUGAUCCAUUUGAAAAACAAGUUUGGUCGAAUUUCUUCCAGUGUUCCAUAGCAUUUCUUAUACAAUCACCUCUACAACUCAAUGACUUUAAUGACAAUAAACGUCAAGUUAUAUUCGCCCGUUAUCGUGACAUACGCAAAGAUACAGCUCAUGAAAUACGUAAAAUGUGGUUUCAAUUGGGUGAGCAUAAACCAAAGUUUGUACCACAGUUGGUCGAACCGAUACUAGAGAUGAGUAUGAUACCAGAAGUGGAACUGCGUAAAGCCACUAUACCUAUAUUCUUUGAUAUGAUGCAAUGCGAAUACUACAGUUCGAAAUUGGUGCACGAUAGCUACGGUGAUACAAAGCGCAAUAACGCACAUUACAAAGCAAACUUCAAUGAAUUCGAAACCGAAAUGAUCGAAAAAUUAGAUAUUUUAAUUGGAGCAGGUAAGGGAGAUGCGCAAUAUAAGGAACUAUUCGCCAAAAUUUUGUUAGAGAAGUGCCAAGCACAUAAUAUACUCAACAUAGAGGGCACAAAGUUUGUUAAUAUGGUUUCAAAACUAAUGGAUCGUUUACUGGAAUAUCGCUGGAUUAUACAGGACGAAAGUAAAGAAAAUCGCAUGGCUUGCACUUUUUCACUGCUACAAUUCUAUUCAGAAGUGAAUCGCAAAGAAAUGUACAUACGCUACGUUUAUAAACUGUGUGACUUACAUAUGGAAUUCGAUAACUAUACUGAAGCUGCUUUUACUCUGAAAUUGCACACUGAACUACUGCUCUGGGAUGACACCGAGCUAUCCCCAUUGUUACGUUCACAUCGCCAUAUAACUUGUCGUACACAUCGGGAACUUAAGGAAGCGCUUUAUUAUGAAAUUAUUGACUAUUUUGAUAAGGGCAAAAUGUGGGAAUGCGCCAUUGAUAUGUGUAAGGUGCUCUCACAACAAUAUGAAAAUGAAAUCUAUGAUUAUCUAAAAUUAUCCGAACUACUUAAGAAAAUGGCACAAUUUUUCGAAAAAAUUCUUAAGGAAUUACGCCAUACUUCAGAGUAUUUCCGUGUGUGCUUUUAUGGUUUAGGUUUUCCACGUUUUCUGCAAAAUAAAGCGUAUAUCUACCGUGGAAAAGAAUAUGAACGUUUGAGUGAUUUUUGUACACGUAUUUUGGUCCAGCAUCCACAAGCUGAACUGAUGCAAACACUUGAAGCACCCGGUGAGGAUAUAACGCAAACAGAAGGACAAUUUAUACAAAUCAAUAAAGUGGAGCCCAUAACAGAUGAAGUGUUUGCUAAGUUUAAUGAUAAAAUUAUUUCAAAUGAAAUUGUUAAAUACUUUGCAUCGAACAAUGUGCAAAAGUUUAAAUUUUCAAGACCUUAUCGAGAAAGUACUGGCGCUGAAGCUGACGAUGUACGUAGUUUAUGGCUUGAACGAACUGUAUUGACCACACGUUUUUCGUUACCUGGCAUAUUACGCUGGUUUCCAGUAAUUGACACAAGGAAAUUUAAGAUAUCACCGAUUGAACUUGCUGUUGAGACUAUGAAAUCAACAAAUAAGGACAUACGGGAUUUAAUUAUUGCACACAAAAAUGACGAGAAUAUACCAAUAAAUCCUUUAAGCAUGAAGAUCAAUGGUAUUGUAGAUCCAGCAGUAAUGGGCGGUUUUAGUAAAUAUGAAGAUGCUUUCUUAACACCUGACUACCUCGAAGAGCAUCCUGAUCAUAAUGAUUUAGUUGAAGAAUUAAAGGAACUGAUUGCCUCACAAAUACCAUUAUUGGAAAUAGCCAUCGCUUUGCAUAAACAAAAAGCACCGGAAAGUCUUAAACUAUUUCAUGAGCGACUGGAAACCUGCUUUGGAGAUAUGCAAGCAAAUGUGGAAAGCAAAUAUGGCAAGAAGACCUGCGACUUGAAACUAGAACGUGAUUCGGUUAUAAUGCGCCGAAAUGCUUCAUUCUUGCCUACAAUGUUUGAUGGUAAUAAUCGUUUAUCCGAAACGAGUAUGGGCUCUUCAGAUAGCGGAUUAUCUAAAUCAACAUUCUCAACAAGGCCUCAAACCAGUUCCAUAAAAUCAACUUUUGCCAGUUUUAAUUUUAAUCCUAGACCAAGUUUAGGUCAUUCGCCCAGCACAAAGAGUAAAACGAAAGAUAAAACUCCUGCAAAAAGACGAUCUAUUAAAAAGUUGGAUCGUGAAACGUUAAGUCUGCCAGUAGCAAAUAGUCAAUGGUAUACAACUCCUCUUACUACAAUAACUUCUACACCUGAACGUGAAUCAAAUACUUCCAUAACAAGUGCUUCCAAUACUUCAUUGUGUUCGAAAACCAGUGAUCCACGUGUAUUAACAGAAGAAUUAACAUCUAAACGUCCUCUGCGAUCUGAAAAAGAGAAGGAACGUCGUUUAUCUCGACCAGCAAGUAUUGCUACACCCACCGCUAGCAUGAAGGGUUUUUCAACACACGAGACGCUUUCAUAUUCUGGUGCAGAAAGCAGCAAUAGGAAUUCAGUUGAUACCACAGACUCUACAUCUGAGGAGGAUCUCAUUCCACCACCGUUACCAGCUAAAACACGCGAUUCAACUGAUUUUACCAGUUUAAAUUAUAGCAUUGAUUGGAAUCCAAACACAUUUUCCAUAAAUUCAUUAAGUCCAAUGGGUAUUAUUACUACAACUAAAACCAGUAUUAUCAAUACAUCAUAUGAAUAUGUUGAAGCGAAGAAUUUUGUUAUUACCGAUGACAAGAAACGUCCACCAACACCACCACCAAAGCCUUCAAGAAAUAGUAAACACAUUCCAUAGAAAGUACAGAAGCUAAAAUUACUAAGAGCAAAAGAAGCUCGCUCCAAAGUAGAGAACUAAUUACAGUCUCUAAUACAUAUAGAAAUGAUGGUGUGUAUAAAAAAAAAUUAAAAUUAAACGCAAAUAAAUCACAAUUAGCGAUUGUGAAAACAAAAAGUGCCAAAUCAAACAUUUGCCUCUCAGAACUACCAAAAAUAUAUAAAUAUAUUUUCAAAAGUAAUGAAAUUAUAUGCACAAAUCAAAAUAUAAAUUUUAAUAUUAACAAUGUAUUGAUCUUUUAUAAUUAAUUUUUUUCUUUUAUAUACAUAUAUGUAAAUGAUAUUAUGUUGAAUAUUGGCGUCAUUU
This is a messenger RNA of Teleopsis dalmanni, 6392 nucleotides long. RefSeq names its product dedicator of cytokinesis protein 1-like. The record is from RefSeq and is a predicted model, not a curated record. NCBI's taxonomy places the organism in Eukaryota, Metazoa, Arthropoda, Insecta, Diptera, Diopsidae. The coding region runs from base 72 to 6047 and encodes 1991 amino acids. Gene Ontology annotation, molecular function: guanyl-nucleotide exchange factor activity; small GTPase binding. The transcript has 23 exons. Gene Ontology annotation, cellular component: plasma membrane; cytoplasm. Gene Ontology annotation, biological process: small GTPase-mediated signal transduction; cell migration.